Phyllostomus hastatus (greater spear-nosed bat) is the source of this 4827-nucleotide messenger RNA. RefSeq names its product 3-hydroxy-3-methylglutaryl-CoA reductase (gene HMGCR). Gene Ontology annotation, biological process: sterol biosynthetic process; coenzyme A metabolic process; isoprenoid biosynthetic process. The transcript has 20 exons. The record is from RefSeq and is a predicted model, not a curated record. The coding region runs from base 147 to 2813 and encodes 888 amino acids. NCBI's taxonomy places the organism in Eukaryota, Metazoa, Chordata, Mammalia, Chiroptera, Phyllostomidae. Gene Ontology annotation, molecular function: hydroxymethylglutaryl-CoA reductase (NADPH) activity; NADP binding; protein binding. Gene Ontology annotation, cellular component: endoplasmic reticulum membrane; peroxisomal membrane.
AGGCUCGGCUGGCUCCAAGAGUGCGUCAGCUGAAGGUUCCUUCCGCUCGGCGUCUCUGUUGACUGGAGACGGGAGGAGCGCCGGCGGUGCCGGUGUUCGGUGACCUCUAGUGAGAUCAGGAGGAUUCAAGGAUUCUGUAGUUAACAAUGUUGUCAAGACUUUUCCGAAUGCAUGGCCUCUUUGUGGCCUCCCACCCCUGGGAAGUCAUAGUGGGGACGGUGACACUGACCAUCUGUAUGAUGUCCAUGAACAUGUUUACCGGCAACAAUAAGAUCUGUGGUUGGAAUUAUGAGUGUCCAAAGUUUGAAGAGGAUGUUCUGAGCAGUGACAUUAUAAUUCUGACAAUAACGCGAUGCAUAGCAAUCCUGUAUAUUUACUUCCAGUUCCAGAAUUUGCGUCAGCUUGGAUCAAAAUAUAUUUUGGGUAUUGCUGGCCUCUUCACAAUUUUCUCAAGUUUUGUAUUUAGUACAGUUGUCAUUCAUUUCCUAGAUAAAGAAUUGACAGGCUUGAAUGAAGCUUUGCCUUUUUUCCUUCUUCUGAUUGACCUUUCCAGAGCAAGUGCACUAGCAAAGUUUGCCCUCAGCUCCAACUCACAGGAUGAAGUACGGGAAAAUAUUGCUCGUGGAAUGGCCAUUUUAGGCCCUACGUUCACUCUUGAUGCUCUCGUAGAAUGUCUUGUGAUUGGAGUUGGUACCAUGUCAGGGGUGCGUCAGCUUGAAAUUAUGUGCUGCUUUGGCUGCAUGUCAGUUCUUGCCAACUACUUCGUGUUCAUGACUUUCUUCCCCGCUUGUGUGUCCUUGGUUUUGGAGCUUUCUCGGGAGAGCCGCGAGGGUCGUCCAAUUUGGCAGCUCAGCCAUUUUGCCCGAGUUUUAGAAGAAGAGGAAAAUAAACCGAAUCCUGUUACUCAGAGGGUUAAGAUGAUUAUGUCCCUAGGCUUGGUUCUUGUUCAUGCUCACAGUCGCUGGAUAGCUGAUCCUUCUCCUCAAAACAGUACAGCAGAAAAUUCUAAGGUUCCCUUAGGAUUGGAUGAAAAUGUGUCCAAGAGAAUUGAACCAAGUGUUUCCCUCUGGCAAUUUUAUCUCUCUAAAAUGAUCAGCAUGGAUAUUGAACAAGUUAUCACCCUAAGUUUAGCUCUCCUUUUGGCUGUCAAGUACAUCUUCUUUGAACAAGCAGAGACGGAAUCUACACUUUCAUUAAAAAACCCUAUCACAUCUCCUGUAGUGGCCCAAAAGAAAGUCCCAGACGAUUGUUGUAGGCGUGACCCUAUAGUGGUCAGAAAUAACCAGAAAUUCCAGGCAGUGGAGGAGGAGGCAAAGGCAAACAGGGAAAGAAAAGCUGAGGUUAUAAAACCCUUAGUGGUGGAAACUGACGCCUCAAACAGAGCUACAUUUGUGGUCGGCGACCCCUCCUCCAUUAGUGCUCCACCAGAACCAGAGGCCCAGGAGCCUGAAGUUGAACUUCCCAAGGAGCCUCGGCCUAAUGAAGAAUGUCUACAGAUCCUUGGGAAUGCACAGAAAGGUGCAAAAUUCCUUAGUGAUGCUGAGAUCAUCCAGUUAGUCAAUGCUAAGCACAUCCCAGCAUACAAAUUGGAGACUCUGAUGGAAAGCCAUGAGCGAGGUGUAUCUAUUCGCCGACAGUUACUUUCCAGAAAACUUCCAGAGCCUUCUUCUCUCCAGUAUCUACCUUACAGGGACUAUAAUUACUCCUUGGUGAUGGGCGCUUGCUGCGAAAACGUCAUUGGGUACAUGCCCAUCCCUGUUGGAGUGGCGGGGCCUCUGUGCCUGGAUGGAAGAGAGUUUCAGGUUCCAAUGGCAACAACAGAAGGCUGCCUUGUGGCCAGCACCAACAGAGGCUGCAGAGCGAUAGGCCUCGGUGGGGGCGCCAGCAGCCGAAUCCUUGCCGAUGGGAUGACGCGUGGCCCGGUGGUGCGUCUCCCCCGUGCUUCUGACUCUGCAGAAGUGAAGGCCUGGCUUGAGACACCUGAAGGGUUCACAGUGAUAAAGGAAGCAUUCGACAGCACCAGCAGGUUUGCACGUCUGCAGAAGCUCCAUAUGAGUAUGGCUGGGCGCAACCUGUAUAUUCGUUUCCAGUCCCGGUCAGGUGAUGCCAUGGGGAUGAACAUGAUUUCCAAGGGUACAGAGAAAGCACUUCUGAAGCUCCAUGAGUAUUUCCCCGAAAUGCAGGUUCUUGCGGUUAGUGGUAACUACUGUACCGACAAGAAACCUGCUGCUAUAAAUUGGAUCGAGGGGAGAGGAAAGUCUGUUGUUUGUGAAGCUGUUAUUCCGGCCAAGGUUGUCAGAGAAGUGUUGAAGACUACUACAGAAGCUAUGGUUGAGGUGAAUAUUAAUAAGAACCUGGUGGGCUCUGCCAUGGCCGGGAGCAUCGGAGGUUACAACGCCCACGCAGCCAACAUCGUCACUGCCAUCUACAUUGCCUGUGGCCAGGAUGCAGCACAGAAUGUUGGUAGUUCAAACUGUAUCACUUUGAUGGAAGCAAGUGGUCCCACCAAUGAAGAUCUGUAUAUCAGUUGCACCAUGCCCUCUAUAGAAAUAGGAACUGUGGGUGGUGGGACCAACCUGCUCCCUCAGCAAGCCUGUCUGCAGAUGCUUGGUGUCCAAGGAGCGUGCAAAGACAAUCCUGGGGAGAACGCCCGGCAGCUCGCCAGAAUUGUGUGUGGUACGGUGAUGGCUGGGGAAUUGUCACUGAUGGCAGCGUUGGCAGCAGGACAUCUUGUCAAAAGUCACAUGAUUCACAACAGGUCAAAGAUAAAUUUACAAGACCUCCAAGGAACUUGCACCAAGCAGGCCGCUUGAAUAGCCUGACAGUUCUGAACUGAAAUACGGGUGUUGUGUUCUAAAGGACUAACAUAAAAUCUGUGAAUUAAAAAGCUCAAGGCUGUGUCUUGUUGAGGAUGAAUAGAUGUGAUCAGUGAGACGACUGCGUGGUGUUUGGCUCUUUCAGGAGGGUCUGAGGGCCUUCUCUCCAUGCAGGUUCCUCAGCUCUGAAGACAGCUUAGUGCGUUAGGUGCUGUGCUCUUUGGAAAGAUCUCAACAUGGCUAUUACGCUUUCAAGCGUCACAGAUGGUAACCGACAGCUCACCUCUGAAAGAGAAAACACGUGGGGGAAAAAGUGUUUUCUUUUGAUGAAAUUCAUGGAGUUCAUGGUGAUCAGUACGAGUUGACCCUUCUCCCACACCCCCACCACCCUGGGUUGAAAAUGGAUUUUUAAAUUAUACUGUAGCUGACAAAACUGAUUUCUUAGUAAUUUAUUAAGCCUCGAUUGUAGAACUUUAAGAAAUAUGUUUAUUUUUUGUAAACUGAUACUUUAUUUGGUGCUGGUCUUUUUUGGGGUAGCCAAUGUGAUUCUUCAGAAGAGAACCUUUCUUCAAGCGAAGAAUUCCUCUUAUUACCAACCACAGAAGAAUGUGCUGUGCAGUGCAGAAUAGUUCUCUAUCAGGAAAACAAAUCACUACAUUUAUCUCUGCAGGCUGUUUGUUCAGAGAGGCCUCUUGUCGAAAUGUAAAUGUAUGUCUAGAUUGGCUAUAACAUAUCUUUCAGUAUAAGGCUUUAAGAAACAGAGUUUGUGUUCUUUAUUAAAGAUACCAGAGCUCUUAAUACUGCUUAGACCAGCAAUUUUCAACCUUUUUCAUCUUAUGGCAUGUAUAAACUGAUUACUAAAAUUCUGCUGUACACCAAAAAAUAUAUUUUUUGCCGAUCUGACAAAAAAACAGGUAUAACUUUGAAUCACUCACUCCGGAUGGCUGUUGUUGUGUUGGCUGUUGCCAUUUUUUCAUUUGACUCUCUAAGGGAAAAGAGGUCAGUAUCCCUGACUCAAUAGGUACUGCAUGCUUUAAAAAUUCUUGUGGCACACCAGUUGAAAAUCGCUGGCUUAGACAAAGGUGACUCUGUUUCUCAAGAACACACAAGUCUGUGACCCCUCUCGGAAUUCAGAGGAUGGAAAAUUAGGUUUGACAGAAAAAUGCCAUUUCUCUAAAUCAACUUUAAUUUCUUAAAUGACGCUUAAUUUAGCUGAAAAAUCUAGACAGUUUUUUGUAAAGGACUGUAUCAAAUCUGUAUAUGUUGUAAGCUUCUGACAAUUUAUUGAAAGUGUUCAAGGAAUAAAUAAAAAUCAAAUUGUAUACUGAUAAAGACACUCUGUGCUUAGACCAGAGAUGAUAGUGUUCUUUAGUGCUGGGCAGGAAGCCCUGGCUCGCUGGAGGAGCCCAGUGAAAGGGUGUGUCGGGGUGAGCGCCAGUGAAGGCGCCGUGUGAAUGGCCCUGAGGAGUGUGCCUUGUUCCUGUGGCCAGGAGGCUGGUGACUGAGACCCGCACAUACGGCUCUUUGGUGGAUCCAUAGAAGCACUCAGCUUUCUCAGGGGGUCGGUGGAGUUGUUGGAUCUUCAUUUUUUUUAAUGUACAAGUUUUGUAUAAGUAAUAAAAGAAGUUCUUAUUUUGUAUUACAUCUGAUGCUUCAACUGUUGGUCUUGGAGAGCCGAUGGCUCGUGUGGAAGAUGGACUCUGGAGAACAUUCCAGCAGUGGCUGUCACGGCAGCAUGAGCGCCUCCGAGUGGCCACGCCUGCGGUCUCAUGGUGGAAGCUGUCUGUAAACUUGAACUUGCUUCUGUUGUGACUUUUCAGCCAGUGACUUCUUACUUACCUGAACUUUCCAGAGAAGUGGCAGUGGAAAACAUGUUGAGUCUUCGUUUUGGUGAAUAACCAAUAUCAUCUUGCUAAAUUAAUGUUUUGUACAAUUACUAAAUUGUAUACAUUUUGUUAUACUUUUUUCCAGUUCCAGUAAAUUAUGAGAAGUUAAUACUUGUAAGUGUAAA